AUGUUUGUACGAUCGAAUCAGGGGACUAAUGGUACCAUUCAGUUCCGCUUUGUCGUAUCGUCCGACCAAGAGCUGUGUGUCACCUACACCACCUUCAAGGAUUCUAGCACUCAGCUGAAGGCGACACGGUUUACGCAAUGCCAAAGCACGCAAGUUAUGUCUGGCAGGGUAAGUUUUAUAUGUAUUGAGUUGGUAUGAUAUGGCUAAAAUUGUAGAUCUCGCUUUAUUCGCGAAUUUAAGGACCAAUGGUACUAUCGAAACAGAGGACUCAUGGUACCAUAUAGUAGGAAUAAAAGGGUCAUUUGA
Messenger RNA from Bursaphelenchus okinawaensis, 306 nucleotides. Lineage: Eukaryota; Metazoa; Nematoda; Chromadorea; Rhabditida; Aphelenchoididae. The record is from the annotation of a GenBank genome assembly.